AUGAAUUACUCUAUUCGUCAUUUUUUUAGAAGAUAUUCUACUAAUGCAAGACCAUUAGUAAUACCAAAUAGUAAUGUUAUUAGCGAUAUUGAUAACAAUCUUUAUAAAUAUAAGAAACAUCCAGGGGUCAAUCUUCCAAGAACUGUAUUACUACCAGAAACUUUUAUAAAAGCGGUCAUUAAUGUAUUGGCAGAUUAUCCAGUAAAAGGUUUAAUUGAACCUAGUGAGAAAUUAAAAAGACAUCUAAAAGGCCGAGUAGCUCCCAUAGAAAAAGUAGAUCUGAGAGAAAAGGUAUCCCAUAUCCAAGAGAAAGUUUUAUCAAAACAUAAAAAAGCUGAAUUUACAACAGUUGAAGAGGAAAUGAAUUUUAAACAUAUGAUUGAAAAUGAAAUUCAAAGAAAAAUAAAUAAACAGUUGUAUAAUUGGAAGCCAAUAAAAUAUGAUAUUCACAACUCAUUGUUAUAUUUAAUAGGAAGAUCAGCUGCUGAAUAUGCAGUGUUAGUGAAAAUAUUUGGUGAAAUCGAAGCUCGUGAUCCAAGUUUCAGGCCAAAAAGUAUUUUUGACUAUGGAUCUGGUGUAGGUACAGUUACUUGGGCUGCUAAUUUAUUUUGGAAGAAAUAUAUUCUUGAAUAUUUUAAUGUAGAUACUUCUAGGGAUAUGAAUGAUUUAGCUCAAAUAUUAUUGCAAGGUGGACAUGGCACUCCAGCGAUGCCAUUAAAAGGUGUAUUUUAUAGACAGUUUUUACCUGCUACUCCAUUAAAUUAUGAUUUAGUAGUAUCAUCAUUUUCAAUGUUUGAACUUCCAUCUUCAGAAAGUAGGUUAGAGACAAUAUUAAAUUUAUGGAAUAAGACUGCAAAAUAUUUAGUUAUAGUUGAGCAAGGUAGUAAUGCAGGCUUUAAAUGUCCUUGCUCACAUGACAUGCUGUGUCCUAGAUUUUUAUUAGAUGAUGGAACCCCAUGUAACUUUGAGGUGUCUUAUCAUUCACUUCCUUUGGCUGGCCAUUCAGAAGUAAAAUCAGACCUUUAUUCAUAUGUAGUAUUACAAAAAGGUAAAGUUGAAGACCAUGCUGAAGAAAGGUGGCCUAGAAUAGUAAGACCAACUUUAAAAAGAUCAAAACACACAAUUUGUAGGAUAUGUACAAAUAAUGGACAACUUCAAGAAAUCAUUUUUACAGCUGCUAAGCAUGGUAAGACAAUGUAUCAGUGUUCUAGAGCAUGUAAAUGGGGAGACCGCCUUCCUAUCGCCAUUCAAGAUAGAGAAAAAUGUGAUACAAAUCAGUAG
This is a messenger RNA of Diabrotica balteata, 1281 nucleotides long. Lineage: Eukaryota; Metazoa; Arthropoda; Insecta; Coleoptera; Chrysomelidae. The record is from the annotation of a GenBank genome assembly.